Molecule: messenger RNA, 932 nt
Organism: Spizellomyces punctatus DAOM BR117
Lineage: Eukaryota; Fungi; Chytridiomycota; Chytridiomycetes; Spizellomycetales; Spizellomycetaceae
Product: ADP-ribosylation factor
Exons: 3
Coding region: 222-767 (181 amino acids)
Biological process (GO): intracellular protein transport; vesicle-mediated transport
Cellular component (GO): cytoplasm; plasma membrane
Molecular function (GO): GTPase activity; GTP binding
Source: RefSeq, a predicted model, not a curated record
UCCAGACCUCUUUGCCACGUAGCAUCUCUUGUUCCUGUGAGUGGCAUUAGAUUUCUAAAUUUUUAAAGAAUCUCGAGGAACAUCCUUCCGCGACCUUCAGCUCACCACGUCCUUCUAGCCUCCGUCGGUCGUUUCCUUUUGUGGCGCCAAAAGACCAAUCAAGACUACACGCGUAGACAAAUCUCAAUCGCACAUCUUCACGCACCUUCCACUUUUGCAUUAUGGGCCUGUCCAUUUCUAAACUAUUCCAAGGCUUAUGGGGCCACAAGGAAAUGCGUAUUCUUAUGGUUGGUCUUGACGCGGCUGGAAAGACUACCAUCUUGUACAAACUCAAGUUGGGCGAAAUCGUUACCACCAUCCCCACCAUUGGAUUCAACGUCGAGACGGUAGAAUACAAGAACAUUAGCUUCACUGUUUGGGAUGUCGGAGGUCAGGACAAGAUUCGGCCAUUGUGGAGACACUACUUCCAAAACACGCAGGGGAUUAUCUUUGUAGUAGACUCUAAUGAUCGUGAUCGAGUCGGCGAAGCCCGUGACGAACUUCAGCGUAUGUUGAACGAAGACGAACUCCGUGACGCUGUUCUCCUCGUGUUUGCCAACAAACAGGAUCUCCCCAACGCUAUGACUGCUCCUGAAAUUACCGACAAACUUGGUUUGCACAGUCUCAGGCAGCGUAACUGGUUCAUUCAGGCGACGUGUGCCACAUCCGGUGAUGGACUGUACGAGGGACUGGAGUGGUUGAGCAACACUCUGAAGAGGAAGGCGUAAAGAUUAUCGCUGUAAUGGAAAAUUGAAAUAUACGUAUUUGAAUCCAUCAUGACAGAGCAAAUUCUGUGCUUCUCCCCACUAUGCUCCCAUUAACUCUGGCAUCAACAGACAGGGAGGACUGUUAUGUAAAUUAUUGUUUCCAAAUGUACAUAAUUUCCACUUUCC